This is a messenger RNA of Striga asiatica, 645 nucleotides long. The record is from the annotation of a GenBank genome assembly. Lineage: Eukaryota; Viridiplantae; Streptophyta; Magnoliopsida; Lamiales; Orobanchaceae.
AUGGGGCAACAUUUUCAGCCCCAAACACUCCGGCUCAGACUGAGUCCAGAUUGUCCAAACAAUAUCUCCAAAAGGCAGGUUAAAAGUGGAGGCAUAACAAUUUCGAUCGGCCAACCAGGAAAAUCCUCCACCACCUCAGGUAAAGGGGUAAAAGUUGGAGAAAAGCAAACUCCCAAGCAAAAUGUAAGCCGUGCAAUAUGCACAUAUGAGAUGACCCCACCUUCUCCCAACAGAAGGAGAUCCCAUAAUGAGGGAGGCAUACCACUCAAGUGUAGAACAAAAGGAAGAAGAAGAACAGGAUCAUAUGGUGGGUUAUCUGGUGUUUUGCUUUUUAAUGGCUUCAUAACCAAAACUUCUCUCUUGAUAGCUCUCUCUCUCUUCUUCAGUCCACGAGCGCUGUCAUCUGAUUUGGAUAACAGUUCCAAGCGACUAGAAGCAAAGGCAAAGAUAUACCACUCCACACAUAAGACUGCAUACACAAAUAUAUCCUCAAGUAGCUUAAAAGAAUAUUGCGCACCUGACAAUACAUUAGGAGUAUCAUUCUCAGAGGAACUAGAACUGCUCAUUAACCCUUCUUUCCUCUUCGAUAAUGGUGAAACUCGCAGGCCGAGUGAGAGAAACACCUCAGGCCAUAGCUUGACAUAG